CUUCAUUCACAUUUUCUAAACGGCACAGGGCUUAUUUGAGGCUUUCUAAAGGGCACAUUUUAAUGGCCGACUCCGUCAUUCAUAUUCUUAUCGCCAUACAUUGUCACAGUUCAAUGUUCUCUUCUCCAUCUUAACCUUUCACAUAGGGUUUAUCUUAGUCGCCCAAAUCGCAUCAUCGUUUCUUGGUGCUUUUAAAUCUCGGGACAAUUCGAAUAGUUUUUUCGGUAAUUCUCUGAAUUAUAACUUGGAUUUGUGAGCAAAAUGGAUGAGGGUGAGCUUGAAAUUUCUAACCAAGACAUGUUAUCAAGCCCCUGUAUUGGUGAUUUUCCUGAAAGCAGCUCACUGAGUAGCUUCUGGAAUGAUAUACUCAGUGAUACACAUGCUUGCACUCAUACUCACACAUGCAAUCAACCUGGGCCUGAUAACUCACACACACACAUGUGUUACCAUGUUCACACCAAAAUAGUGCCUUCUCAAAGCAAAGAAGAUAGGGCACCUAGUGAUGAUACUGCAGAAUAUGCAGGCAAGAAAUCAAAGAAACGGCCUGCAGGCAAUCGGGAAGCGGUCCAGAAGUACAGGGAGAAGAAGAAGGAAAGGGCUGCUUCAUUAGAGAAUGAAGUUGUCAGGCUGAGGGCUAUAAACCAGCAACUGCUGAAGAGGCUACAGGGCCAGAGAUUGCUCGAAGCAGAGAUUUCCAGGCUCAAGUGUUUGCUUGUUGAUAUUAGGGGAAGGAUAGAAGGUGAGAUCGGAUCGUUUCCAUACCAGAAACCAGUGAUCACUAAUCCUACCCUGCCUGGAUCAUAUGUUAUGAACCCCUGCAAUAUGCAUUGUGAUGAUCAAGUUUAUUGCCUCCAUCCUGGCUCCGAAGGUAAAAGCUCAGAGGGUAUGACAUUGAACAACCAAGACAUCAGUAUUUGUGAGUUUGAGAGCUUGCAAUGUUUUGACAGUCAAUGUUCAGGUAUGAAGGAGCUUUUGGCGUGUGGAGUAGAUAACAGUAUGUCUACUCGCCAUACCUCAAGAAGGAAUCAUAAAAAGCCGGGAUAAGUACAACAAGUGAAUGAAGAAUUAGAUCAGAUGCAUUUCUGACCCUCAUAUAUACUUCAAAAGCUGUGGAUCUGUGACGGGAUGCGAUGGUUUCAUUGAACACUGGUUUUUGGGCCUUGCAGUGGUCAAUGGGGUGGAUGAGGCUGUGGUCCAUUUAUUUUUCAUUUAAUCUUAUUCAUUGAUUAAAACUAUUCUUUAUGGUAUUGUUUCUUGUCCUUGCUUCUGGAAAAUAUUCUUUAUGAAUUAUAAAUUCCAAAGUUCAUGUAUUUGUUUGUCUUAGCUUUGAACUUAUUUGACAAGCUUGUCCUAGAAUCUUGAUCAAAUCCUCAUGUCUACAAAUCUAGCACAAGUUUA
This is a messenger RNA of Cuscuta europaea, 1398 nucleotides long. The record is from the annotation of a GenBank genome assembly. NCBI's taxonomy places the organism in Eukaryota, Viridiplantae, Streptophyta, Magnoliopsida, Solanales, Convolvulaceae.